Messenger RNA from Phialemonium atrogriseum, 732 nucleotides. RefSeq names its product RNase P/MRP, p29 subunit. Lineage: Eukaryota; Fungi; Ascomycota; Sordariomycetes; Cephalothecales; Cephalothecaceae. Gene Ontology annotation, cellular component: ribonuclease P complex; ribonuclease MRP complex. The transcript has a single exon. The record is from RefSeq and is a predicted model, not a curated record. The coding region runs from base 1 to 732 and encodes 243 amino acids. Gene Ontology annotation, biological process: rRNA processing; tRNA 5'-leader removal. Gene Ontology annotation, molecular function: ribonuclease P RNA binding.
AUGGCUUCCAAGCAGCAGUCGGCAACGCAGCAGUUACUGUUGCGCGGCCACUCUCCCGACUCGGCGAAUCGAAUUUUCGCCGACAAGAUCCAGCACCGGCCUCUCCUCCUGCGGGCCUCCUCCCCGCCGGCAUCCAACGCCCGAGACGAACGCCGCAAGGCACGCAUAAAGAAAGAGAAGGAGCGGAAGAAGACGCUCAAGCCCAAGCCGCUGUCGGCCUGCCAGAAGAGAAAGCUCGGCCUCUACGACGUGCCGAAGGAGGGGCGGAAAUAUGCGCUCUUCGAGCCCCUACACCGCCUGUGGCUGGGCUACAUGCGCGAGAUCCUGGGCAACGAGCUCUACACGGGCGGGCAGGGCGCGGCCGCGAAGCUGAGCAGCGCCGACUUCCACGGCGCCGAGGUCGAGGUCGUGCGCAGCGGCUGCGUGAGCCGCGUGGGCAUCAAGGGCAUCGUGAUCAAGGACACCAGGUUCGCGUUCGAGGUCAUCACCCGCGGGAACGCGCUGAAGAUUGUGCCCAAGGAGGGGACCGUGUUUCGCAUCGAGGUCGUUCCUGCCAAGGGCGGGGACGCUGCUCCGGAACCAGGCGAUCAAGGCGAGGAAGCAGGGCCAGGGCAGCAGCAGCCAGGCAGUACGACGACGAUGGUAUUCGAGAUCCACGGCGACCAAUUCAUGUAUCGAUCCGCGGACCGCGCCAACAAGAAAUUCAAGGCGCAUUUCUUGAAGAAGAUAUGA